Messenger RNA from Elaeis guineensis (African oil palm), 2420 nucleotides. RefSeq lists its product as uncharacterized. Gene Ontology annotation, biological process: replication fork processing; DNA repair. Gene Ontology annotation, molecular function: ATP binding; DNA endonuclease activity. Gene Ontology annotation, cellular component: nuclear replication fork. NCBI's taxonomy places the organism in Eukaryota, Viridiplantae, Streptophyta, Magnoliopsida, Arecales, Arecaceae. The record is from RefSeq and is a predicted model, not a curated record.
GCUUUUAAAAAGAACCAACUCCCCUCCAAAAAAACUCCAGGAUCCCCCUCUUUUCCUCCUCUCAUCCUUCCCGCUUCCAACUCGGUGAGUGAGGGUUCCGGGAGUCCGAUGGAGGGCUUUGACGAUUGGGGUCUAAGCGCCGAACAACUCGACUUCCUUGAGGAGGACGCCAAGAGGAAGAUCUCCGAGAGGAAAGCCUCCUCCGCCGCCGCCUCCGCCUCCUCUUCCCCCCUUCCGUCUCGGACCACCGACCCCGAUCAUUCCCCUCAUAAGGGUUUCCAGCAGCCUCCCUCGAAAACCUUCUUGGAGUCGCGCUAUAAAAAGGUAGAAACCUGUUCUCCUUCAAGAUUGUGCCCAUCAGAUAUGUCUAAAGAAACUGAGAACCAUAGUGAAGCUGACCUGCCUAAGCUCUCUGUCAGAAUGUAUCUUCAUGUUAGUGGCGCCAUUGCUGCAAAGUUUCCUUACCAUCAGGUAGUCGUAGAGGCUUUUCACAAGAUUCCUAAAGCUAGCUGGCAUGGAAAAGAAAGGCUGUGGAUGUUCCCUCCAUCUUCCCUGGCGACCGCUGAAGAAGUUCUUAAUUCAGUGAAUGGUGCAAUUAUCGAGGUCCAGAAGCUAGAUCCUCUAGUUCACCGUGCCCUUGCUGCUGCCUAUGCUGCUCCAGAUCUUCGAGUUUUAUAUGACAGGAUGCCAAGUUAUAUCGAAUCAAAACUCCUGCCAUUCCAGAGAGAAGGAGUUAGGUUUGUGUUGCAGCAUGGUGGACGAGCUCUUUUAGCAGAUGAGAUGGGUCUUGGGAAGACAUUGCAGGCAAUUGCUGUGGCUGCAUGCAUGCACGAUGACGGGCCUGUUCUUGUUAUCACCCCAUCUUCCUUGCGUUUACAGUGGGCUUCUAUGAUCCGGGAGUGGCUUAACAUCCCUUCAUCAGAUAUACUGGUGGUCUUAUCUCAAUAUGGAGGAUCAAACAGGGCAGGAUUCAAGAUAGUCUACUCAAACCUAAAGGCAGCAAUUCAUUUGGAUGGUGUUUUCAACAUAAUCUCAUAUGAUGUAGUUCCUAAGAUACAGGAUAUACUCCUAGCUUCAGAGUUUAAGAUUGUAAUUGCGGAUGAGUCUCAUUUUUUGAAGAAUGCUCAAGCUAAGAGAACAAAUGCUUCCCUGCCAGUUCUGCAGAAGGCUCAAUAUGCAAUUCUGCUGAGUGGGACUCCUGCUUUAUCGCGACCUAUUGAGUUGUUCAAACAGCUCGAGGCAUUGUAUCCUGAUGUGUACAAAAAUGUUCAUGAGUAUGGGAAUCGGUAUUGUAGGGGUGGUUUUUUUGGGUUGUACCAAGGUGCAAGCAACCAUGAAGAGCUGCAUAAUUUGAUGAAAGCAACUGUUAUGAUACGUAGGUUAAAAAAAGAUGUUCUUUCACAACUACCAGUGAAGCGUAGACAGCAGAUCUUCCUAGAUUUGAAUGAGAAAGAUAUGAAACAAAUCAGGGUUUUAUUUUUGGAGGUAGUCAAGGCCAACAUCCAAGCCUGUGAUUCCAAUGAAAAGAUUGAAUCACUAAAAUUUACUCAAAAAAAUCUUAUCAACAAGAUCUAUAAUGACUCAGCUGAAGCCAAAAUUCCAGCAAUUCUGGAUUACUUGAAUACCGUGAUUGAGGCAGACUGCAAAUUCUUAAUAUUUGCACAUCAUCAAUGUAUGAUUGAUGCAAUACACCAAUUCUUGCUUAAAAAGAAAGUCAGCUGUAUUAGAAUUGAUGGUGGUACACCAUCAUCAUCAAGGCAAGCUUUAGUCAAUGACUUUCAGGAGAAGGAUAAUAUUAAAGCUGCAGUUCUCUCUAUUAAAGCUGGAGGUGUUGGAUUGACUUUGACAGCAGCAAGUACAGUUAUCUUUGCUGAGUUGUCCUGGACUCCAGGUGAUAUAAUUCAAGCAGAAGAUCGUGCUCAUCGGAUUGGGCAGGCGUCAUCAGUUAACAUAUACUAUCUUCUAGCUAAUGACACUGUUGAUGACAUAAUCUGGGAUGUUGUCCAAAGCAAAUUGGAGAAUUUGGGCCAGAUGCUUGAUGGCCAGGAGGAUGCAUUACGUGUGUCUACCAGUCAAACAAGCAACAGCCUUGUAAAACAGAAAACAGUGGACAGCCCAAGGAAGCAGAAAACAAUUGACUCCUUCCUAAAACGCUGUCAUGUUACUACAGAUUCUCAGCCUAAAACCAAGAACCCUAAGUUCUGAAAAAGGCGUUGGUGCAUUUUCGUAAUGUGUAUUUUUUUGUAAGGCAUAUGGUAUCGACCCAACUUUUCGGCCUCCCUGUCAGUAUUACUAAGAAAGCUGUAAUAUAUUAAAAUAGAUGGAUCACCUGUAAAUGAUUGCACGUGGGGUGGCUGAUGAGUAGGGUUUAAAAAAAAAAAUGAAAGAAAACUUGUAAUAUAUUCUUUAUUUCUCUUCCA